Messenger RNA from Mycosarcoma maydis (corn smut), 2415 nucleotides. RefSeq lists its product as uncharacterized. The record is from RefSeq and is a predicted model, not a curated record. NCBI's taxonomy places the organism in Eukaryota, Fungi, Basidiomycota, Ustilaginomycetes, Ustilaginales. Gene Ontology annotation, biological process: kinetochore assembly; attachment of mitotic spindle microtubules to kinetochore; spindle attachment to meiosis I kinetochore. The coding region runs from base 1 to 2415 and encodes 804 amino acids. The transcript has a single exon. Gene Ontology annotation, cellular component: kinetochore. Gene Ontology annotation, molecular function: centromeric DNA binding.
AUGGCUUCUCAAGCCUCACGUCGGUUCCAUGAAGCCGGUGUAGGCUCACGGACCGGAUUACGGCUUUCUGCAGUCGCAAGAGACCAGGAUGGAUUCGAAGAUCUGGAAGCCUUCUACAAGGCUAGUCAAGCCGCACUUGAUCACCAGAAACAGCAGCAUCCGGAUGAGCUGGAAGAUGACGAUGAAGACUACGACUCCUUUGACGAGGCGACCUUCAAUCGACGUCGUCAGGCGGCGUCGAGUAGUAGCAUGAUGGACAUUCAGAACAGCUCGGCGCCUUCGCCAAGAUCGUUGCUGCGCUCAUCGCGUGGCUCGGCAGCUGUAGCAUCCGUCAGCUCCCCAGAACGCGCAGGCCAAGCGCAUGGAAACAUCACUCUAGCAGAUGACGACGACCAACUUGAUCUGCCAGAACUGUCGACGGGCUCGAGAAGCUUCAAUCUCGUAACCAUGGCUAGUAACGACGCUAACGACGAUGAAGAGCCCGAGCAGCGAUUGCGGGCACCUUCAACUCCACAGCGUGGCCUGUCGGAACGGAAAGCAGGAACACUUCCCAACGCCAAAAGAAAGGGUAAAGAGCCCGUGACAGCACGCCGCAACAUCCAGCUCUCAGAUUCGGACGACGACGAUAUCCUCGCUUCCAUACAACAACGGCUAGAAUCUGCGUACGACGAUGAACAAGACCAGUGGCCAAUGAGCGAAGACGAAAUCGUUCCUGUAAAGCCCUCUCCGGCUAAGAUGACUACAGCAGCUGCUUCCUCCCACACAAAACCGCGAAAGCGAUCGAGGAUGACAAAGGGAACGGCUGAUGAGAGACCCGCCGUAUCUGCACCAUCAGGUGCAUCUUCAAAGCGACCCAAGAAAGCAAAGGAACCAACAAACGAGAGCUCUGUAGUAACCGCUCCACCAGCUGCAUCCUCAAAGAACAAACCAGAACGGCCCCCAAAGAGUCGUGCUGUGGAGAAAGAACCCGAACCCGAACCUGAACUCGCAUUCGGGCUCGACGAAGAUGAACCGGAGCCAGCUCACUUUGCGGCACGAUCUUCGUCAAUAUCAACCCCGCCGCCUGCAGCUAAGCAGCUUCCAAAACGGAAACGAGGCGAGCCGGCGAAGAAAUCAUCUGCCGAGCAACCGGCUGCCGCUUCUCGUGUCCCUCAGAAAGCAAGCACGACGAGCACUGGUGUUGGGCGGCCGGCGGCAAGCAGCGAAAAGCACAAAGCGACCAAACCCAAAAAAGUGGCAGACGAAGUUGUGGAACGAGUGCGCUUGCAACCUCGCGAGGCGACCGUGAUUAAUGAGAACGGCGUGCGCAGAAGCACUCGACAGCGAUUCGCACCACUCGAAUACUGGCGUGGCGAACGCAUCCGAUAUGGCCGACCCAGUCUACCGUCGGGUACCACUCCUGACGAUCUUUGCGGCUCGCAAGGUCGAGGAGAGGACGAAUUCGAGGAGGACCCCAGCAUGAUGCUCGUGCGCAGACGGGUACCCGUACUCGACAUCAAGGAGGUCAUUCGCGUCCCGCGCGCUCCUGGCGAAGGCACGUUCUCUGGCACAACGAUGCGUGCUCGCACCACUACACGUCGCAAAGUCGAGCGCAAGAGCGAAGAACGCGCCCCACGCCUGACUCCACAAACCCGCGUCCCUGAAGAUGAAGACGAGUAUGCCCGCCUCGACCCUACGGCCGACACCAUCUACGUGGAAGAUGGAUGGGACGAAGAAACGGUCGAGACAGGUAUGGUGAUCAAGGAUGAAGCAAGCGCUGAAGUCGAGGUGAGCGUCGUACGCACCAAAGCGACCCAUCGACCGAUUCCUGUUGCCAACCAAAGAUUCCGCUUCGAAAAGUUUUUCAACUCCGGUGGAGUUAUGGCGACGGGUAUCCUGCAUCUACCCCCGGGGGCGAGCAAGCCGACCAAAUCGGCCAAAGACAACAGCUUUGUGUUCUGCGUCUUGCAAGGCGCACUGCGAGCUUCGGUGCACAGGAAGAGCUUCAUCAUCGGGCCAAAGGGUGUCUUUCAGGUGCCCGCCGGAAACACGUACUCGCUUGAAAACAUUUGUCAGCGCGAGGUGCAUCUGUUCUUCGCUCAGUGCAUCAAAACCAAGAUAGCCAAUGCGGGUGAUCUGACGAUGUUCACGCAGAUGUCAGAUACGAGCUAUGGUACGCCUGGAUUCAAAGCGGGGUUGUACAGCCAUGACCAGCGGGGAGGUCGAGAUGAUCAGCGAUUGGAGGAUGAGAUGAGAAAGACGACAGAGAGCGCGGCGGGUGAAUCUAUGCAGCUCCAGCAACAGCGUGGCAACGGAAAGGUGCUUGACCAUCGGCCCGUGUUGACAGCACGCAGCGAUGCCGACGAUAGCGACGAGGACGAUUUCGAGCUCAGUCGUCGGGUCAAGUCGGCCAAGCGCGUUUUUCGCAAACUGUAG